GGGGCCGGGGAGGGGGCUCCGCCGGAUCGCACCGUCGGCGCGGCAGCGGCGGGCCCAGGCGCGGCGGCGGAGGAUGCUGCGGCCGUUGGAGCCGCCGCCACGGCGCUGAGGCGUCGCUGCUGCCGGCGCCGCAGCGGAGCGGAGCGGAGCGUAAUCAUGUUGCCCACAACUCAGAGAAGGAGUCUAGCAAGCUCAUGUUGAGGUAUAUUCUCAAGACAAGAUACAGUGACUCCUAUGCUUUUCUGGAUAACAUAAUCCAUGGAUAAAGUGGGAAAGAUGUGGAACAGUUUCAAAUACAGGUGCCAGAAUCUCUUCAAUCAUGAAGGUGGAAGCCAAAAUGAAAACGUAGUUGUGAACUCCAAUAGUUGUUCAUCUGCUAAAGAGAAAGCUAUCCAGAUAACUGAUUUGGCUAAACAGCAACCAUCCAGCAGUCCUUUGAGAGAAAACAUUUCUUUGCAAUUAGGUGUAAGUCCUUCAAAGAAUUCAGCCAGACGAAACCAAAACUGUGUCACUGAAAUUCCUCAGAUAGUUGAAAUAAGCAUUGAGAAAGAGAAUGACUCAUGUGUCACCACAGGAGCUAGACUUGCUCGAAGGGACUCUUAUUCUCGGCAUGCUCCUUGGGGUGGGAAGAAGAAACAUUCCUGCUCUACCAAAACCCAGAGCUCCUUGGAUACUGAAAAAAGAUUUGGUAGAACAAGAAGUGGUUUGCAAAGGAGAGAGAGAAGGUAUGGGGUGAGUUCUGUUCAUGAUAUGGAUACGGCAUCAAACAGGACAGUAGGUAGCCGCUCUCUGCGACAGCGUCUGCAAGAUACUGUUGGGCUAUGUUUUCCCAUGAGAACUUACAGCAAACAGUCCAAACCUCUGUUUUCUAACAAAAGAAAAAUCCAUCUCUCUGAACUAAUGCUUGAGAAAUGCCCUUUCCCUGCAGGCUCAGAUCUGGCUCAGAAGUGGCAUCUCAUUAAGCAACACACAGCUCCUGUGAGUCCACAUUCAACUUUUUUUGAUACAUUUGAUCCUUCCUUGGUUUCUACAGAAGAUGAAGAAGACAGACUCAGAGAGAGACGUAGACUUAGUAUUGAAGAAGGGGUUGACCCCCCUCCCAAUGCCCAAAUACAUACUUUUGAAGCUACAGCACAGGUUAAUCCAUUAUAUAAACUAGGACCAAAGUUAGCCCCUGGUAUGACUGAGCUGACUGGGGACAAAAAUGUGCCACCACCAGGAAGUUGUGACUCGGAAGAGGACACAACAACACUUUGUCUGCAGUCACGCAGGCAGAAGCAGCGUCAGAUGUCUGGAGAGAGCCAUGGCCAUAUCAGCAGGCAAGGGGCUUGGAAAGUGCACACUCAGAUUGAUUAUAUCCAUUGCCUUGUGCCAGAUUUGCUUCAGAUCACGGGUAACCCAUGUUACUGGGGUGUGAUGGACCGCUACGAAGCAGAAGCACUUCUGGAGGGUAAACCCGAAGGCACUUUUUUGCUCAGGGAUUCUGCGCAGGAGGACUACCUCUUCUCUGUGAGCUUCCGCCGUUAUAACCGAUCCCUACAUGCACGCAUUGAGCAGUGGAAUCACAACUUUAGCUUUGAUGCCCACGAUCCCUGUGUGUUUCACUCCUCCACUGUUACAGGGCUUCUAGAGCACUACAAAGACCCUAGCUCUUGCAUGUUCUUUGAACCGUUACUUACUGUAUCUCUGAAUAGGACUUUUCCUUUUAGUCUGCAGUAUAUCUGCCGGGCAGUAAUCUGCAGGUGCACUACAUAUGAUGGAAUUGAUGACCUUCCUUUACCUUCAAUGUUGCAAGACUUUCUAAAGGAGUAUCACUAUAAACAAAAAGUCAGGGUGCGAUGGUUGGAGCGGGAACCGAUUAAAACAAAGUAAAUGGAAUCCAGAGUCCUCAAUAAGCUUAUAGAAUAUGCUUUUUUUGUGUGUUACAGUUUAACUGCAGCAAGUGCACCAACGUCUAGCUUUUUUGCAAUAUCCUAUUUAAGCUCAGUGUUAGUAUCCUGUCAGAUGCUGCCUGCUGUUAAUUAAACUAAAUUGUGAUGCCUCUUGGAAACAAUAAGCAGACACAAUUCUGCACGUUUUUCAUUUAGGCCUAAUUAAAAUAUUUUUGCUAAUUUCUAAAUAUUUUGUUUCCCCUUUAUAGCUGUAGUAAUUGGAUGAAGAAACUAUGAGGCAUUUUCCAUGGGGCAUUCAUGCAAUGCUAAUAAAGACUUUAUUAGAGGAACGUUUUUGCUAAUAUUUGAAGUAUUAUUUUUUUAAAGUAUCUUCUCACAAACUUUCCACUAUUCAAAGUACUAAUUUAGCUCAUAAACAUAAAGUUUCCAAAUACUAGUGAAUAAAAGUAUUUUCUUCUGAAAAAUGGAAGAGCGGUUCAUUAGAAGCAGGGAUGACCUGCAGUUCAGUAAGAGUUAAUGGUGUUUUGAUGCUAACGAAUGAAUCAUGCUUUUCUCAGUGUAUAAGGUUUCCUAAUCAUGAAGACUUGAAUAUGUCUGCUCAGUACUGUAAUUCUGCUGAAAACACUUGGAGAUUUAAGUGGCAUUGUUAGCAAAAGUAAUACUGUCAUGGACAGUUUAAUACCUUCCAGUGUGAAAAAGUGGCAGAACACAGAAUUAGAUUAUUGCCAUGAAAGAAAAGUUUGCAGCAUUUUCUAAAAGAGAAACCAGUGGCCUGACUACUUGUAAUUUACAAUGGAAGAUAAUGGUGAAGAGAAAAAAAUGUUUAAUUAUUUAAAGUUUAAUAUUUUUAUGGAGAAAGUUACCAGUGGUUGAAUUAUUGUAAUCAGAAUACAAAACCUGACAUAUCUGAAAUAAAUGUCAGGUUUCAAAGGUACUGCUACACUUUAUUUGUAAAUACUUUUUCCAUUAGCGCUUUUAAAAAUGUUUUUGAAAUAAUAUGCACUGAUUAUAGUUUCAACAGAUGACUUAGAAACAAAAUUCUAAGUUCUUAUUUAAUCAGAGAUGGGACUUAAAACAGUUCUAUCUUAGACAUUUUUGCACUAAAAUUUUGUUGGAAUGCCCUAUCCCUUGUUAAUGUUUUGUACCGAUUAUGAGUGCUCCCUAGUUUCUUUACCAGCUGCUACAGUAUGUUAUAACUUACUUCUCUAUGGCAGUGACCUGUGCGAGGUAGGGAACACUUUGGCUGCAAGUACAAUAAACGUUAUUCUUGUAUGCUACACUAACCCUUCUAUUGAUGUAUUUUUCUGCUUGCUGUGCCUUGUUCUGGCUUUUUGUGCUAAUAAAGUACAGUAUGUUCAGUGUUAUACUUGUAUAUCUGCUCUGUUUUUAUAUAUUCACAUAACUUGUAACAGUUAACUGAAUUUUUAAAAGGCUUUCCUAGUACUUUUAGUAUAGUUAAUGCACAAAUACUGUGCAGUUGAAUAUUGAUUGGUGAGCACACCGUAUUCCUGUUUUAUGUUACGUUACUUGUCAGAAACCUAACAAUGUACGCAAUUGAAUAAUGUUUCUGUGGUUGCUGCAAAGCAAUGGACUUGUCUGCAGGUGUAGAGCAUUUUUAAUUUUUUCCAAUGUAAAGGAUGAAUAUUAGGAAGAGAUGUUUCAAAACAAGAUUGAUCCCCUGUAGCGGUUACUGAAAGUAUUUCAGCCAGUUAUAUAGCUGACUGGUGAGCUUAAUAUUUUGAUACUCCCCACUGAGUUAGGAAUGGUUAUUAAUUGCUGUAAUUUGUCAGUACAGCUGUGACAUUUGCUCACUUUUAGACUAUUUUUAAUAGACGCAUAUAUACAAAUUGGUCAAAUGUCCUAUUUUUACCAAAGAUUACUGUCAAUUUAUGUUGGGUAUUUUUUUAAUGGAAGAGUUAGAGUGGAGAGGUACAAUUUCUGUUCUAUCAAAUGUUUAUCCCAAAUUAUGAUAAACCAAAGUAUUUGAGAACUUCAUCUGAACCUAAGUAAUGUAUUCAUUUAUGUUGGUAAGGCUAAAAACUUUUAUGUCAACGAUGUCAUUUUUCUGGAAAUUGCAGUGCACCUGACGAAAAAUGAUUUAAAUAAUUUUGUAAUGACUGGAACAGCACUAUUUUGUAGAAGCUCGUACUGAAAGGGGUUAAUUUGGAGCACCCAGAAAGCACUUUAAAACGUAUGUUAAUAUGCUUGUGGAAAAUCUGUGACUCAUUAUGCAUUCUUUGUAGUAGCUUAUCUUCUUCCAUGUGUUGAAAUACUUCAACUGUUAAAAUGAAACUUUAUUCAGAAUAUGUAAAUACUUAUCACUAAGUUUAUGUAAGUAUGUGUACAAAUGUGCUAAGUCACUUAAGUUUUGAAUUGUGUGUGUCAUUGGAUGUGCAACCCCUGGUUUAAAAUCUGCUCUAAGCAUAGCUGCUUAAAUUAAAAAAGAAGAAAAAAAAAUCACCAGCAUGAAAUUGCACCCAAGUGUACCUUCACUGUGUCGUUCUCACUGUUCCCUCAAUUGGACUUCAGUUCCGGAUGAGUUUACUGUAUAGCUUGCUUUUAAUAUUAGUAUUUUACAGCCAACUUGCAGCCAAGCUUUGUCUCAAUAUAGGAAUCUGGUUUUGUUUACACCUGUUGCAGUUGCUUGUCAUAAACUAGCUGAUGAGAUGCUAGCUAUAACAAUAUUAACAUGGUCAGAUUGCACAUUCAUUUAACGUUUUACUAUGUGGUUAAUCUUUAGGGGGAGGGGAGAACCAUAAUUUUGGAAAGUUUGCUCUUUCAUUUUUGUAAAUAGUCUUUACAGAGAGAAUCCCUUACAACACAACACGUUUUUAUAAUUGCCUAUUCCUGGUGACUUCUUUUAAAGCUUUGCUUCACUGAAAUAUACAGAAGAAUAACAUGCUAAUGUGGUUAUGCUAAAAAUUCAAUCAAGCUUUCUUAAUUAUAGUAUGCUUGAGUGCUGACUACUAGAGUUGCAGUGCAUUUUUUAAUCAAUGAGUUCAUUUAUCUUCGGUUUUAAAGGCACUAAAACUUUGGUAAGUUGUGAAUGCAGAUAGGAAACUGCUUCCUUCUGUUUGUGGGGCAUACUUCAGCGUUCUGAUUUUCUUUAGAAAAUCUUGUAAACAUAUUCUUCAGAAGAUGUGCACAGAACUGAUCUUUUUAAACAGUAAGUUUCAAUUUAAGGUAUGCUAGCAUGAUUCAAAUUUAAUCUGAUUACAUAACAGAUAGCUAUUUGAGCCUUAAUCUUACAAAGUAUUCUUUGGAGGUGAUUCUCAUUUCUGCAGAAAUCUAUAGAAAGGGCUUACUCUGUGGGAUUAUUUUACAAGAUAUUGCAAUGGUCUUUGUAUUUGAGAAAAGCAAGAUGACAGUGCUAUGUAGGAAUUUAGAUCUUUGAAUACUCAGCAGUACUCAGUUGUGGUGUUGCACAUAAAUACAAACAUCAUAAUAGUAUAGGAAGCCAGCAGCAGCUCCAAUAUACCAAGAGAUUGAAAUUAUAACUGCAGUUUCCAUAUUACAUGUUAUCUAACAUUGAAAAAUUGUGUAAAUAGAAUAAUGUCAUGAAUACAUCGAAAUAUAGCACUUGGAAUUUA
Rhea pennata is the source of this 5482-nucleotide messenger RNA. RefSeq names its product suppressor of cytokine signaling 5 (gene SOCS5). Bases 259 to 1872 code for a protein of 537 amino acids. The record is from RefSeq and is a predicted model, not a curated record. Gene Ontology annotation, cellular component: phosphatidylinositol 3-kinase complex. The transcript has 3 exons. Gene Ontology annotation, biological process: intracellular signal transduction; cell surface receptor signaling pathway via JAK-STAT; positive regulation of proteasomal ubiquitin-dependent protein catabolic process. NCBI's taxonomy places the organism in Eukaryota, Metazoa, Chordata, Aves, Rheiformes, Rheidae. Gene Ontology annotation, molecular function: 1-phosphatidylinositol-3-kinase regulator activity.